GUUGGAGAUCGUCAACUCCCAUUAUCCUGUCCUCCCUCUGUCUCUCCUUCCUCCUCCUCCUCCCUCUUCGCACCAUGCGUUGAUCUCCUUCUCCCCACACUCUUUUCGUCUCUGUUUUCUUUCCGGCUUUCCUCUUCGUCACCGUCCUUUGAUCGUCUUCGAUCCGUCUAUUUACUCGUCCCUUUCCCUGCCCGAUCUAGCAGAUCCCCGGUACUGUGGGUAUAUCACCAACCAUGGCAACCUCAAUUCUCCCGUUUCGGGAUAUCAAUCUUCACGCCUCUGCCGCUCAUUACGCUUUUACUUCGCCCUCGUCGCCGAAUGCUCCUGCCCUGGUCGUUGACCGACCGACCGGUGAUCUGCGUCUGCACGAUGGCCCUCUGUCGGGCGCCAAACGUAUCUCCAGCAUUGCCGGAAUUCUGGGCAUGAUCAAACUGAAGCUCGACAAAUAUCUAAUCGUGAUCACCAAGGCCCAGCCGAUGGGUCGGUUACGCGGCCACAUGGUCUACAAGGUUGCCGGCACCGAGUUCUUGCCCCUUCGUGAACGCCCCCUGCAUGAUUAUGAUGAAGACACCUAUCUCGCGCUCCUCAAGGAACUCCUCCGCACCGGGCCAAUGUACUUCUCGUAUGCGUUGGAUCUUACGAACAGUUUCCAGCGCCAGUCGCAAAGCGAUGCUGCUCUCCCGAUGUGGAAGCGAGCUGAUGAUCGUUUCUUCUGGAACCGGUUCAUUCAGUCGGACUUCAUCGACUUCAGUGUAGGAGGACAGGAUAACACGAGUCUUCGCUAUGGCCCGCAGCCCGGAGUCGAUCCGUAUAUCUUGCCGGUGAUGUACGGCAUGCUACGGAUCACACCCGCGAAAAUCAAAUCAACUUCGUUCACCUUUGCGCUCAUUACGAGACGGUCUCGUCAUCGGGCUGGUACCAGGUAUUUCUCUCGGGGUAUAGAUGACAACGGCAAUGUCUCGAACUACAACGAGACCGAGCAGAUUGUGAUCUUGAACGACACCGCCGGCGGCCUGGCCGGGUUUGCGGGGGGGCAGUCCAUGAAAGAGAAGCCCGGUGUGUCGGGCCACGACCUCCAGGUAAUGGCAUUUGUUCAAACCAGAGGAAGUGUGCCGGUGUAUUGGGCCGAAGUCAACAAUCUCAAAUACACCCCCAAGAUCCAGGUUCGUGGUGUAGAAACGGCCAUCGAUGCUGCCCGAAAGCAUUUUACCGAUCAAAUUCGACUGUACGGCGAGAACUACUUGGUCAACCUUGUGAAUCAAAAAGGAAGAGAAGAGCGUGUCAAAUCGGCAUAUGAACAACUAGUACGCACAUUGGUAUCUUCGUCGACAGAAAACACCGAGACUGACGCAAAAUCCCCCGAAAAGGUGCACGUUCUGGAAUCCGACCAGAGACAGAAUGAGCUGGACCGAUUGCAUUACGUGUACUUCGACUUCCACAACGAAACCAAGGGUCUCAAAUGGCACCGCGCGGAGCUGUUGAUGGAUCGACUAUUAGAUGGACUGACGCGCGGUGGCUAUUUCCGUGGCGUGGAGGACCCGGUAUUCCCGGAUGGCCAACUGGACAUCCGAUCCUCGCAAGCCAGCGUCGUUCGGACAAAUUGCAUGGACUGUUUGGAUAGAACCAAUGUGGUGCAAAGCAUGCUUGGUCGGUGGGCUCUAACGCGGCAACUGACCGAUGCCGGAGUACUUCGCGCUGGAGAAGCGGCCAACGACGAUAAGGAAUUCGAGGACAUAUUCCGCAACAUCUGGGCCGACAACGCCGACGUUGUCUCCAAGUCUUAUUCUGGAACCGGGGCGUUGAAGACUGAUUUCACUCGUACGGGCGAGCGUACUCGUGCGGGUAUGCUACAGGAUUUGAACAACUCCAUCACCCGAUACAUCCGAAACAAUUUUAUGGAUGGUCCCAGGCAAGACGGUUUCGAUGUCUUCCUCGGAACUUACCUUCCUCCGAAUUCCACCCUUGGAAACUUGCAGGUCUUUAUUGACCGGCGUCCGCUCAUCAUCCAGUCUAUUCCAUACAUUCUGGCCGCGGGCGUAUUCUUUAUCAUGAUCUCCAUGUUGACUAGGCGGCUGCCCGACUCUGCGGUCUGGCCUCUACGUCUGUUCGUUAUCUUGUGGCUGGUUGUGUCUGCCUGGUGUGCGCGCUUCGUCCUUGUGCACGGCAUGCUUUACGUCAACUGGCCAAAAUUGAACACACCUACGGCUGGUUCCGAAGGUUACCAAGAUGCCCUUCUCAAGGCCCGAACCGACCCUGUCGUUGGCCAGUUUCUUCCCGCCAGAAGACACCAGAGAGGGUACAGCAACGCUCGCUUGGGCUUCCUGGAGGAAGGCAAAACGAGGAUUGAAUAAAGUUCUAUAAUUCUGCUCUGGCUGGGUCAUUUAUUUCAUCUCACUUCUUCCAGCCAACCGUCUGUAUUUGAAACAUACGGUUCUGGCAUGUUAUUUCUUCUUUUCUUUUUUCUGAAACAUACUGUCGCUAUUUAUUCUUCUUUUCUUUUUAACCACUCUAUCUAUAUUGCAUGCCCCUCUUCGUUUCUUUGCUUUUCAUAUAGUCGCCUCGAGCUUUAAUGUCAUUCCAUUUCACACGUGUACAGAAAUACUUGUCAAGUUUUCAAUGCAUGCUGAGCCAGGCCCUUAGCC
This is a messenger RNA of Aspergillus steynii IBT 23096, 2642 nucleotides long. Its product is annotated as putative phosphoinositide phosphatase (Sac1). The transcript has 3 exons. Gene Ontology annotation, biological process: phosphatidylinositol dephosphorylation. NCBI's taxonomy places the organism in Eukaryota, Fungi, Ascomycota, Eurotiomycetes, Eurotiales, Aspergillaceae. The coding region runs from base 234 to 2351 and encodes 705 amino acids. Gene Ontology annotation, molecular function: phosphatidylinositol-4-phosphate phosphatase activity. The record is from RefSeq and is a predicted model, not a curated record. Gene Ontology annotation, cellular component: endoplasmic reticulum.